AUGAGACUUUUUAUCACGAUCGACCCAAUCAAGAACCAAGUCAGUGAUUGCUUCAUUAAGGGUCAGAUUGUCGAGGUUCAGUUUUCUUAUUGUAGUCUGAUUUGUCGACAGGAUCACUGGAGUACAUCCACUGGAAAUCCUCCUAAAGAUGGAACACAAAACUACGACCUCAUUGCCGCAAGUGAAAGUGGCUCAACUACUGUUGUGGAGUUCUCCAGAGAUGCUAUUACGGGAGACAAUGCGAAAGAUGUGCAGUUUAUGAAUGACACUGAAGUCAAAGUUGUAUAUGCUUACCACACCAGCAGUGAUGCAACUGGUGGUCUAACAAGGCACACUAACAGGGGAAUUUUAGACGGAAAGCACAACCUGAUAGUGAUGGCAAUGUCCGCCAUGCAGCCAUCUUCCACAGAAUCGGGCAUCCAGCCAUCCCAGACAAUGAUGCCUCCAACUUCAUCAAAGGAUUCAGGUGGCUCCACGACGAAGCCUCCAUCUUAUGCAGUUCUCUCCUCCCCUGAUGGCUUCUUCAAGCUACAAUGGACUUAUAACAACAGCAAGAUGAUAUUCAAAAUGACUUGUAAAACCACAGGCUGGUGUGCUGUCGGAUUUACCACAACUGACGAUGGAAGGAACAUGGUGAAUUACGAUAUAGCGGUUGCUGGGUACGCUUCUGGUGCAGGGUAUAUUGAUGAUCGCUGGAGUACCUCGACAACCCUGCCUUCAAAUGAUACAGAGCAAAACUUCAACCUCAUGAUGGCAAGUGAACAGGACGGACAGACCAUGGUGGAGUUUUCCAGAGACGCGCUUACAGGCGACACUGCCAAUGAUGUGCAGUUUAAGAAUGAUACUGAAGUCAAAGUUGUAUAUGCUUACAACACCAGCAGUGAUGCAAAUGGUGGCCUACGUUCAAAGCACACUAACAGAGGGAUUUUAGAUGGAAAGCACAACCUGAUACUGAUGGCAAUAUCCGCCAUGCAGCCAUCUUCCACAAUGAUGCCUCCAACU
Messenger RNA from Orbicella faveolata, 1002 nucleotides. RefSeq lists its product as uncharacterized. Gene Ontology annotation, cellular component: secretory granule membrane. Gene Ontology annotation, molecular function: dopamine beta-monooxygenase activity; copper ion binding. Gene Ontology annotation, biological process: octopamine biosynthetic process; dopamine catabolic process; norepinephrine biosynthetic process. The record is from RefSeq and is a predicted model, not a curated record. NCBI's taxonomy places the organism in Eukaryota, Metazoa, Cnidaria, Anthozoa, Scleractinia, Merulinidae.